This is a messenger RNA of Trichoplusia ni (cabbage looper), 4392 nucleotides long. Its product is annotated as queuine tRNA-ribosyltransferase accessory subunit 2. The record is from RefSeq and is a predicted model, not a curated record. Lineage: Eukaryota; Metazoa; Arthropoda; Insecta; Lepidoptera; Noctuidae. Gene Ontology annotation, molecular function: tRNA-guanosine(34) queuine transglycosylase activity.
UUUUCCUUCAAGCUUAUUCAAUACUGGAUACUAAAAGCCGGGUGUAGUUAAAAAGAUAGUAUUCUUUGUAACUCAACUUGAAAUUAGUCUGAAGACAACGUAAAAUAAAACUUUUUCACAUUUUAGUUAGUAUAUACUAGGUCUGCAAUAAAAUAAUUAUAAACUGUUAUUUUAUGAAAGGGAUAAAGGAUAAAGGCAAGAGUUCAAACUCGUAAAAAUCAAUAAAAAAUAUUUAUACGCUAGCAACUCUGCACACUGCCUGCCCGGCAAAGGAAAAUAUUUAGGUUAUGUCAGAAGGUCGCAUGAAAAGCGCGUAAACACGAAUAAAUUAUAAUUUUGUUCUUCAACCAAAAAUUUCUUUGAAUUCUACAAUGCGUUUUACAAUUAAAAAAGCAAAUCUGAGUGGUGAACGUAUCGGCACUCUGACAGGAUUCAUGAAAUCUCCGAAUACUGUAAUUGAAACACCUACUGCUGCUUUGCUUACUCAGGGUGGCAGUGUAACCCACCUCACAAGUGAAGUGCUAUCCAAAGUGUUUACAACCCCGCAACUGCUGUGGGUACCUCUAUCUAACUCUGUACAAAUGGAACCAGGUCUGAAGGCCCAAGGUCAAGGUAUGGCCAAGUUUUCAGGUCUCUCAGAGCACAUAAUCUGUGUGACCCAGCAUAACAUGAGUGAGGUGACUCCUCCAGGGCACUUUGAACUGGAGAAAGUACCUCUUUGGACUAAGAAUGAAAAAAUGAUAACUGCGGACAGGUAUAUGGAUUUGAUGGAACUGUACCAACCAGAAAUAUUUUUGGCGAUUGCAGAUGGCCGAACAGCGCUAAAUGAAGGGUAUAAGCGAGUACUAAAGUCGCUUGAUAGAAGCUGUAAUAUGUUUGAUACCUGUGUGCGUCGAUAUAAGGCCUCAACACAGCUCCAAAACAGUGCCCUCGUAGGGGUAGUCGUGGCUUCAGGGUUGUCAAAAAAACGUGAUGAAAGUCUCGAUCACAUAUUAAAAAGCAAAGACUCUCUGAGCGGUGUAGCUUUAGCAGGAUUAACAGAUGGAACAGAAGAAGCAAAUAAAAUAGCAGCAAAUAAAUUAGAAAAUAUACUACAUACUAUGGGUAACGCGAUACCAAAUGAUCUCUUAAGGAUAGUAGAAGGGUGUUGGAAUCCAGCACUCAUAAUGAUAGCUAUAGAACACGGGUGGGACCUGUUCGACGGCGCCUACGCAACUAAGCUUAGCAACGCGGGUCACGCCUUAACUCUCAACUUUUAUACGGAGAAUGAGAGUCGGGAACUCUGUAUUCUAGAUCUGAAUGACGAGAGGUUUAAAGAAGAUUUUAGUCCGGUUUUAUAUGGGUGUGAAUGUUUAACUUGUAAGAAACAUACGCGGGCGUAUAUACGUCAUCUACUAAACACAAGGGAGAUGCUGUCAUCGGUUUUAUUGAGCAUCCACAAUCUCCACCACUUCGACCAGCUAUUCCGCCACGCCCGUCUACACAUAGCUGGCAACACAUUCCAUGUUUACAAGAAACACAUCAUCAAACAGUACGAGGCCUUCAAGAAGUACGAAGCAGCCAACGGCGUCAUCAUCAACGACUCGGACAAACCCUUCAACGGUAUAACACAAAUAAAGAAGAAAAUCAAAGUGAGUGACGACGAACUGCCCACUAUUAAACUAGUUAACGGUAGUUAAUUAUAGUUAUAAAUCGUACCUUUGUUAGAAUAAUUAAAAUUAAAACAAUAAUUUAUAUUUACGUAGAUAAUAUUUGGUAUCGGAUUUCUUUACCCUAUGUGGCGGUCUAAUCGAUCUGUUUUGGUUUUACACCGCAAGUCUCCGAUGUUUCUUAAGAGUUUUGUCUCAAACUUUCGAAUUAAAUUAUUUAUCUGUAUCGGAGAUAUUUGUCUUACUGAAUAAACUGCGCAGUAUGUAACGCACACAUACACCUCUCUCUCUGUAUGUGUAAUUGCGUAAUGACUCGCCGUCUAUUCAGAUGCAAUUGUUUUAUUACAAGAUGGCCGUCCACAUGAAAUUUGAUUCGGUGGUAAUUGUAGAGACCAUUUUCACUUGACUUCUUGACUUUCGACAAUCGACAGACAAAAUUAUGCUGUAAAGCGACUGAAAUAGAGCCUAAAUUCCAAUUAUUUGUACACUUUUUUUGUGGGUUGAAAGAUUUUAUCGAUAGAAUAAAUCGUCCUGUCGACGAGUUAAAGCUGAAAAUGGUCUAUUAGUCUAGACAUUUUUUUAUUAUUCCCAAUGUUAUUUUGUGAUAGUAUAAUCAUGUGAUUAGAACCAAAAAAUAUCACUGGUAUUGUGAUUUUAAAUUGUUUUCAAUUAUGUUUAUUUGUUAAAUCGUUUUCGGUUGAAUUUGUACGGCGCGGCCGCCUUAAUAAUCGGGUUAUGUUUUUUUACACACUUUAAGUGUAUUUAAUACCUCGUAUAUUUAAGUUUACUUCACAUUUUCCUAUGUAUUUAAUGACACACUAGCCUAGUGCCUUGACUUCAUGUCCAUGUCAGUUAUUUUUCUAUGGCUAACAUUCUACAAAAUAAAACAAUAUUAUCGCCGAAGUUUUGUAUCUAGAAAACCAAUGCAUUAUGUCUUAUCGAGACCUUGUCGUAAUCGACAGUUUGCAAUACUGGUAAGGAUAAAAAAUAUGUUGAUAUCGGGUAUUUAUUUGGGAUGCAACCUUUAUAUGAAAAAUCAAAACGGUACACCAAUUAAAAUGAAAAUUUAUAUUUAUUGAUUUCUGUUACCAAACUAGAACCAUUUCUGGCUGUUUUUUUUUUAUUAAUUUUUUGGUGCAUGUCUUAUAUUUAAUGUACUUAAAGGUAUAAUAACUUAAGUAAUUCUAAUGAAUAAGAUUCGAAACUUUUUAAUAUGUUGCUAUUGGUGUUCUAUUUUUUAAGAUGAUUUAAUGAAGCGUGCAUUUGUUAAGCCGCUGAUACAAAAUUGGUUAUACGUUUGAUGUUAUGUAAAAUUAGAGAAAAAGAUUAUUCUGCGGCAAAUCAAAUAGUUUCAUACACAAAGACAAACAAAAGAUAAACUUGAUCUCUUUCGUUCUCUUCAAAAAAAAUAUAGUGGAAUAGAAAACGGUAGUUACAAGUAGGUUUUAAUCAACGCGUCUUACCUCAUUCAAUGGUUUCUUAAUACUUACGAUUAAACCAUAAGGCUUGGUGCAUUUUGUCUGUAUAUAUGUGAAUUUGCUCAUUCACCAAACCGAGGUUGCCUUAGACAUAUUCAAAGGAAGGUUGAAUUUAGCUAGGGACCAGUGUAGUUCUUUUUGUAGCUAAAUUUAUAAACCUGUUGUUGCUUGCCGACUAUUGUAAUAAAAAAAUAAGCAUAAAAUUUGCUCAGGUAAAAAAAUAUCAUUCAUUUUUUCAAAUUUCUGGUUUUAUGAUUCCCGCAAAUUAUUAAUAGGCUGAGGUAUCCUCAAUUAUUAAGAACAACAUUAAAAAUGGCCGGAAGGUCUAAGUAAUAUUUAUCGUGAAUGUGGAAAAGAGAUGCCACUCUACGCUUUGUAUAGCGCUGUCACACUUCCACAUCCAUGAAAUAGUGCUAGGCCCCUGGUGCAAGCAAUUCGCGCAUGUAGUAACUGUUGCUAUUGUAUACUUACGACAUAACGUGUUGCUUAUUCCUAGUUAAAAUAAUUAGUUAAUUUUUGUUUUAUAAUUUUAGUGGUUUUAAUAAUUGAAUAAUAAUUAAGCGUUAUAUUAUUAACCUCGCAUAAAAUGUACGGUAUUAUAAAGAACCGUGUUCACAGUGUGACUGUUAGACCAUUAUUUAUUUAUUUAUGUAUUUAUAAGAACGAACUCCGGUUUUUAGAAGCUUUAUACAAUUGGUUUCAUUUCAAGUGUGCCGAUAAGAUUGGCAACUGUAAUAUUCAAAUCUGCAAGUCUUUCCUUGUUAUUUAAGUUAUAAAAGCUUCUUCAAACUGGAUGUCUUAAAUAAGUUAACAUUUAAGCGACAAAACAACGAUUUUGAUGUUUAGGUCAUUUUCACUAGUUCAGACCACCUAACUAAAACCUAAUCAAACGAUUCAAUAGAAAUACCUCUUUAAUGACAGGCCGUAUUCUACCUUAUGUACAAAAAAUAAAUAUUUAUUCUCAAAUCCAUUAAGAAUACGGUCUCAUUACUAAACACAACUCACCUAAAAAAAGUUCUUGUAUCUGCCGAAAUCGAUUAAACUUAAAUCGAUAACAAUCGAUUCAACUUUCAUCGAUGGCAUUAAAAAUGAGUGAAAAUGUCCUAACAAGAUAUACCUAAAAACUAAGUGACGCUUACUCUUGUUACCUGCCUACCUACAAUAGAUAAAUCGUGUUAAAUAUUUAUAACGUAUGUAUUCCGCCUGUGUACCGUACAUGUAGCUUUACUGUAAUAGUACAAUUAAAUAUACUUAAUUUUAAGAUA